Messenger RNA from Linum trigynum, 2479 nucleotides. Lineage: Eukaryota; Viridiplantae; Streptophyta; Magnoliopsida; Malpighiales; Linaceae. The record is from the annotation of a GenBank genome assembly.
CUAAAUUAUGUCAUGUUUAGUCACUAGAAAAAUUUAAUAUCAAUUUUGGUCACUCGAAUUAUUGAAACAUGUCACAUUUAGUCACUCUCCUGUUAGUUUUCGUCCAACUUCAUUAACCGAGCUGGAGGGAAGCUAACGAACAGUGACUAAAUGUGACAUGUUUCAGUAAUUCGAGUGAUAUUCAUAAAAAAAAAAGUAAUUCGAGUGACCGGUGUUGGACGGAGCCUAACAGGAGAAUAACUAAAUGUGACUGUUUUUUAGCAAUUUGAAUGACCAAAAUUGAUAUUAAUUUUUUCCCGUGACUAAAUAUAAUACGAUUUAGUAAUCUCAGUGACUAAAUGUAACAUUUACCCAAGGCAAACGGUAGAAAUCAUGAUUAUUUGUUCUUUCUGUAGGUUCGGGCCGAGUGAAGAAUGGGAAUAAUAACGAAGGGGAUUGGGCCUAGGGCGGAGUGGUUUACUGCUUGGUUUUCCCAUUUGGCAUGUGGUGGGCCCAGGCGUCACGUGGGGGUUGUAAAAAGAGACAAGGGAAAUAGCCUGCUUCCGUUCGUAGUUUGUUAAAAACAAGCUCCGGCCCUAAUCUCGUCUCAACCAAUCAGCAGCCUCCUCCCACGUGGGCCUGUGGCACCAUCGCAUAAUGACAUCAUCCUGCAUUAUUAUCACUAAGUAGGUGUCAUUAUUAUUUUAUUAUUUUAUUGGUAAAAUCAUUAUUACUUUAUUAGUUUUAGCGUACGUUGUCAGGGUGGCUAUAUGGUCCGGUUCGGUUAAAUUGGACCAAAUUGAUCCGGUCUCAGUCCGAUCUUUUUGGGAAUAUAAGGACCAAAGAUUGAAUUGGAUACAGUUCGGUCUUGAUCCGGUCCGGUCUUGAUCUGGUACGAUCUUGAAUCGGUCCGGUCUUGACCCGGUCCGGUCCCAAUUUUAUCUUGAUUUUAGGUGUUGGGGGUCUCUUAUCUGAUCUUUAUCCGGUUUUUUACCUCAAAUCUAAGCCCGAAUAUGAGAUUGCAUUGUUUACUAUCCGGUCCCAGUCCGGUCCCGAUCCGGGUUAUACGGUCCGGUUUCGGGUAAAACCAAACAGUCCGGGACCAAAUGGCCAGCCCACUGGCAACCUAAUUUGAUUCACUAUACGAAAAACAAAGGAAGUGGGUGGAUAAUUGGGUAUUAAGAUUGUCAAUCUAGUUUAGCUCGUUGGUUAGUAAAGCAACUGGAUGAAUGAUUAUUAAUUUAAUUAUUUUAGUUUGAUUUAGUUCGUAUAUAUAAAAAAGUUAUUAUAUUAUUUAUAUAUAUAUAUAUAUUAUAUUAUAUUAUAUGUUAUCUAAAAUAACAGUAAUAACAUAUAACAUUACAGUAAAAUAAUAAUUUGUAAAUCAAUCCAAUCUAUAUUAAAAAUUCAAACACACUUAAUUUCAUCCUAUAAGUUGAUGAUUGUCACCUUGAAUGAACUUGACAAUCGAAUCAAAUUUGGGUUAACCUGCGGAUCGACCCGGGUUAGCAACCUCCGCUGGUAUUUAACCUUUAUACAUUUUUUUUUUUUUUUUUGCCUUUUUACGAAUAGCGGAAAAGUUUCCAAAUUUGGGGCACUGAUACAAAUCGCAGAACAACCGCCAUUGUUUUUUGAUUUUUUUCUUUUGAUAGGAUCUCUAGUUGUUAUUAUUAUCCUCUCUCUAACCCACCGCUUCUUUCCUCUCGGCUCUGGCAUUUCUACUCUUCUCUAUAUCUUAAACAUAUCAUCUUCGAUUCAGAAAAGCCAUGGAUGAGUCUCCCGCGUCGUACAUACACUUGGUGCACAGGCUGAUAGAGGAGUGCCUGGUGUUGAAGAUGAGCAAAGAGGAGUGCAUGGAAGCUCUGUCGAAGCACGCCAACAUCAAACCGGUGGUCACCUCGACGGUGUGGAUGGAGCUUGAGAAGGAGAACCCGGGUUUCUUCCAAGUUUAUUAUCACAACCACCGCACAUCAUCUUCAUCGGCGCCGGCACCGUCGACGCCGCCUGCCGGCAGGGAGCGGCGUAUUAAAGCCCUAAUCUCCAAUUACUCGGAUCCAGCGUCGUCAUCAUCAGAUUGAUUGGUCCAAGGGCUACUAAUUAUUGAUUAAUUAGUGGGUGUGUAAUUAAUAAUUGUCAACUCAUCACCCCGUGAUCGAAAUUCUUGGGGAUGGAUGGGGUGUAAUGGAUAUUUUAUAUAUAUAAUAUACAAUUUUCGAGCCAUCGGAUCCCAAUAAUUUCAGGGGCAGCUAGCUGCAUGACAUAACAUUGGCACAUUGCCCCCAUCCUUAGCAUAUCGUAUCCUAGGUAUUUUAUAUCGUUAUCGUCUCGCCAUUUAUUUUGAUUUCAUUGUAUCGUGUUACUCGCCCGCCGCAAUGAUAGCCAUGACUCACGAGGGAGACGAGGUAGGUGGUGAAGGCGGCGCCUAGAGAGUAAAGAAAAGAGUGACUGGAUCAGGAACAAAUGGCAGGGAUGGGAAGGAAAAGAAACGUAUGAGAUAGGG